Messenger RNA from Cucurbita pepo subsp. pepo (vegetable marrow), 1952 nucleotides. RefSeq lists its product as uncharacterized. The record is from RefSeq and is a predicted model, not a curated record. NCBI's taxonomy places the organism in Eukaryota, Viridiplantae, Streptophyta, Magnoliopsida, Cucurbitales, Cucurbitaceae.
AAAGCAAGAUUUGAGAAAUUGAAAUUGGUGUUAUAUGAGAAUGUAAGCAAAAGGCAACAAUAACUGUGCAGGUCUAGACACGAUUUUGGUGAACGGUCAUACACACUCCUGUACUGACUCAAUAUGAAAUGGUAAAGACCUAUCUAGGAUGAAAGCAUGUACAUGCAACCAUGGACAACAUGUCCUAGACAAGCAAGACCGAAAUAUCUGUCAUGUGGCCAUUGACAACAUGCCUUGGACAUGCAUGACCGUGACAUCCUCCCCCACUCAAUUGGUUGACGUCCCUGUCAACCGACUCAAACAAGCAAGACUGGGACAUUUGUCAUGCUUUAAGCAAGCAUGACCGUGACAUUCCCUGUCAACCAACUCGGACAAGCAACCAACUCGGACAAGCAAGACUGGGACACCUGUCGUGCUUUAGGCAAGCAUGACCAUACCAACGAACAUCAAAUAUUCUUUUAAGAUUGAGGGGUAACACUAUACCAACUUAUAAAAAAUGAUGAAGUUUGGUUUAUAGUAACAAACAUAACCCAAAUUUUUUUUUUCUUUUUUUAUCAUUCCCGAAAAUUGAGUUAUUUUAUAUGUUCUAUAUUGCCCCACGUCCAUAAAUCCCAAAUCUCCUUCUUCCUUUCCCCCCCCUUUUUUCAUUUCCAUCCAAUUAAUAAAAUAAACAAAACAACACAGAAAAUCACAGCAGCAGAAGAAAUAGGAAAACUUCCUUGUUCUUCCUCUUAUCCCACAGAGCUCCAUUGAUGAGCUGAUCAGCUUCCACACAAUUCUUCUCUCUUCUUUAUGAUGCGCGCCCAUCUCACCUUAUGGCCGUCAUCUUCAAACCCAUCGCCUUAUCUUUCUUCUCUCCAUUUCUCUCCUCCUCUCUCCUCCUCCUCUUUCCUCUUCAGCUUCACACCCAACAAGCGCUUCCACUUCCUCAAGACCUGUUCCUCUCUCAAGCAAUCCAAGAAGCCUUCUCUUCAGAAGACUCCCACUACCGCCCCUCAGAGUUUCAAGUGGCUCUUUAGCCCCAAGUCCGACGACGAUGACGCCGCCGCCGCCGCCGACAAAGGGAAUAAGGACGCCGAGGACGAUACUGCUCUUAAGGGUACCCUUUUGGCCGGUGUGUUGCUUCUUGGGAUUAUUGGUGGAUUUGCAUUUGCUGGAUAUGUUUACAAGGAUCCGAUUAAUGCGUUCUUGAAUCAGUUCUCCACGUUUAUUGACGGAUAUGGUCCAGCAGGAUAUGCUUUGUUCGUAGCAGUGUAUGCAGGAUUGGAGAUCCUUGCAAUUCCCGCCAUUCCAUUAACAAUGUCAGCUGGACUCCUGUUUGGCUCUGUAAUUGGGACGGUUAUAGUUUCUAUUAGUGGAACGGUUGCUGCAAGUGUUGCCUUCUUGAUUGCUCGGUAUUUCGCUCGUGAGCGUAUUCUUAAGCUUGUAGAAGGAAACAAGAAAUUUGCUGCCAUUGAUAAAGCCAUUGGAGAAAAUGGUUUCAAAGUAGUCACCCUCCUACGUUUGAGCCCUUUGCUUCCAUUUUCUCUUGGAAACUAUUUAUAUGGACUCACAUCUGUCAAGUUUGUCCCCUAUGUGUUAGGAAGUUGGCUGGGGAUGCUUCCGGGAACGUGGGCUUAUGUGAGCGCGGGUGCGUUUGGACGAGCAAUUCUUCAAGAAGAAUCUGAAGUUGGUUUGCUAGGAGGAAAUGGUCAGCAGCUAUGGACGCUGGGACUCGGAUUGUUAGCAACCGCGUUUGCUGCUGCAUACGUUACACGAUUAGCCAAGGAUGCUAUGAAGGAUAUUGAGUAGACAUGUCCCCUUGAGGAAUGUAGUAGGUAUAAAUUAAAAUUCAUAAUUGAAUUUUUGAAGAAAUUGGCUAAUUCUCUGUAUAUUUUGUACUUGUCCAAUUUUCCUGCUGCUCAUAAUGUACAAUAUUUACCAUAAUCAAUAUAAUUAACUAAUCUCUAAUU